Molecule: messenger RNA, 612 nt
Organism: Carya illinoinensis
Lineage: Eukaryota; Viridiplantae; Streptophyta; Magnoliopsida; Fagales; Juglandaceae
Exons: 2
Coding region: 1-612 (203 amino acids)
Source: RefSeq, a predicted model, not a curated record
AUGGAAACUCCCAGCUCCGAAUCCCCCAAGCCUCACUCUGACCCAAAAUCAAACACCUCAUCUCCAUACCUCAACCUCAAUGAUCCGGCGAAUCCAUAUCGGCUUGAUCACGGCGAUAACCCAGCCCUAACCCUUGUCACCAAUCUUCUUACUACUCACAAUUAUGCCACCUGGUCUUGCUCGAUCUGUCGUGCUCUCCGAGCCAAAAACAAACUUGGUUUUAUAACCGAAUCUCUCAUCAAACCUUCUCAACCCACAGACCCUUUACUUGAGCUUUGGGAGCGCUGCAACGACAUGGAGCGAUUCUCUCAACAAAAUGGUCCCCGUAUCUUCCAACUCAAAAAGGAUUUGGCUGCUCUGCUUCAAGACCAUGACCCGGUUAGUAUUUACUAUGGAAAAUUAGAGGCUCUUUGGGAUGAACUUUCUGUAUAUGAUCCCAUUCCAGCUUGUAAUUGUGGUCUUAUGAAAACAUUGCUGGAUCGAUCUCAACGAGAUUGUGUACUGCAAUUUUUAAUGGGUCUCAACGACUCCUAUACCCCCAUCCGAGACCAAAUCAUGCUCAUGGAUCCCCUUCCCCCUAUCUCUAAGGUGUUUUCCCUGGUGCAACAAUAG